AUGGCUGUCUACUUGGAUUCUUGGCACAACUUUGAGGAGAGUAUGGGGGGCUCUCGGCCUGUCUUGAAAGGCACGGCCGAGGAGAUGCGAAAUCAAUUCUCCGGGCUAAUUUCUUUCCUCGCGACACAAAGAACUCGAACUUGGGACAAUCUCACUGUCAAAGAUGAUAAUAUUAACGGUAUCGCAAUCCGAACCUAUAUUCCAAAGUCUUUUGAGGGGAAAGAUGCCCCCGUGGCCGUUUUCUACCACUCAGGGGGCUUUGUCGUGGGUGAUUUGGAUUCCGAAGACGCUUUUUGUCGCACGAUCUCUGCCGACGCCAAUAUGGCAGUUAUUAGUGUUGACUAUCGACUGUCUCCCGAGCACAAAGCGCCUGCGCAGCUCGAAGAUGCCCUGGCCGUCUUUGAGUGGAUAUAUAAAAACGCAAGCAGCAUCGGAGUAUGUUCCGCACGGAUGUUCACCAUUGGCACUUCCGCCGGUGGAGCAUUAGCCCUGGCGGUUACUCGAAAGAUUGUGCUUGGCCAGUCUACCGUUCCCACAGAUACAGUGAAAGGAAUAUUCGCACUCUGCCCGUUGGUUGUCCAUCCUUCGAAUGUCCCCGCGGAGUACAAGACUCUAUACACUUCAUUCGAAGAGCACAAAGAAAGAGUGCCUAUAAUCGACAAAGAAUGUCUGUUAGAGAUGUACAAUUGCGCUGGCCUCCAGCCCAAUAACCAGAACUACUACCCGGUUUUAGAUCCCGAGAGCUUGAAAAGGUUUCCCCCAACCCAUAUCGUUACCUGCGAGAAUGAUCCCCUGCGGGAUGAUGGGAAGUUAUUGAGUAGUGCCCUCUCCGCUUCUGGAGCUGUUGUGGAUACAAAACACUUUGAUGGCUUGCCACAUUGCUUCUGGAUAAUUCCAUCUCUCCCUGAAUCAGAACUCUUUCUACAAGACUUAACUCGGAGAGUGAAAGAGGCCGUCAAGGGGAUGUCUCUUAGUAUCAAUUGA
This is a messenger RNA of Clonostachys solani, 984 nucleotides long. Lineage: Eukaryota; Fungi; Ascomycota; Sordariomycetes; Hypocreales; Bionectriaceae. The record is from the annotation of a GenBank genome assembly.